Molecule: messenger RNA, 2792 nt
Organism: Triticum aestivum (bread wheat)
Lineage: Eukaryota; Viridiplantae; Streptophyta; Magnoliopsida; Poales; Poaceae
Exons: 4
Coding region: 909-2396 (495 amino acids)
Source: RefSeq, a predicted model, not a curated record
UCCUCUGUUCUAGCGGGGGGAGGCGGCGAUGGCCGCGUGGGACGCGGUGGGCCGCGCUCGACGCCGUCGCCUUCUUCGACAUGGGCGCCAACGCCGGGGUCCUCUCCGCGUAGGCGCCCGUGGGCCGCUGAAGCCCCUGCAUCGUCCUCCUCGUCGGCGCCGCGCUCUGCGCCGCCGGGUACCUCCCCAUCGUCCUCCUCGCCGACCCCGAUCCCGCUCGUCUGCCUCUACAUGCUGCUCGCCGCGCAGGCGCAGACCUUCCUAUAGUACGGCCGGUGUCGUCUCCGCCGUCGAGAACUUCCCGACCGCCGCGGCAUCGUGAAGGGUUUUCUGGGCUUUGAGUGGAGCAAUACUGGUCCAGCACUCAUCGGCGGUACAACAAGAAGUUCCUUGAUGCCUUCUCUCUCAUGGCCGUUACUGUUGCUGGGUACCUGAAGGUUGUCAUAAUCUCCGACCAAGUAUUCAUGAUAAGUUCAGCUGGACAGAGUGUUUGCUUCACGAUACUCCUGCUGUUGAUCAUGUCUCCAGCAGUUAUUGUUGCAAGAGCUCAGAAGACGGAACCGAAACAGCGAGAAGAGCCAGCUCUAGCACUGUGCUUGUUGGAUCUGGUCAGGACAUGUCGUCGCACAAAUAAAACCUGAAUGUGGUGCAGGCCAUGUGUAAAAUUGACUUCUGGAUGCUCUUCCUUGCGAUGGCCUGCGGGAUGGGAUCGGGGCUAGCCAAGGUGAACAACGUCAGCCAGAUCAGGGGCUCCCUUAGGCUACACGAUUAGGGAGACCAGCAACCUGGUGUCGCUCUGCAGCAUCUGGAACUUCUCGGGGAGGUUCGGCGCAGGCUACGUCUCCGAUCACUUCCUCCAGUUGCGAGGAGUGGGCAGGCCUUUCUUCAUAGGAGCGACGCUUCUGGUCAUGGAUGUAGGCGACGCCAUCAUCUCCUCCGGUUUCCACGCGUCAGUCUACAUGGGCUCCGGUUUCCAGAGGUGCUUCUAUGACAAGGAGUUGCCACAAGAUCCAUUGUUGCGCGCGGAAGCGAUCCGAACGGAAAGGUCUCCUCUGAAGCCGCGCGCACACAUGCAAGCAGCGGCUCCGCUUCCUCCGGCCGUGCGCGUAAGCCCAUGGCUGACACCUUCCCGAUGCGAUCUACAUCAACACCAUGGGCGGUCAGCAGCCAGCCGCGCGUACGAGUGCGUCGACGGUCGGGACUCUCGCCUCCACGUCUCUCCUCCAUCGAGCGACCUCAUCGACCGCACAAUCAGCCCCAGCCUCCAAGCUACUUCGAUUCGCGGUGCAUGCAUGCACCAACGGAGGAAAGCAAAGCCACAAGCGUCUACAACAAUCCAGCCGGGGCAUCCGUGCGCAUCUAGCGCGCGUGCAAAACGGGAGGGACACGCACCAGGCGAGAUCCCAGGCGCGACAACGCGUACACCAGGAGGGUGUCACGAGCUUGACCUGAUCUGCAUCGAGGACCGCCGUCAACUACAGCCGCGCGACUCCAUCGACUCUGAGGCAUGCACGUUUCGGGCUGCUUCUCCGCGCCACGCACGACCCGCACCGACAGCUUUAAUCGAUCGGAUCUCGAGUCGUCAACUACGCCUCCGAGCGUACACCGAUCGUAGCUACAUCGACUUCUUCUGUUCCGGACUACUUCAACAGCGAUCUGCACCGAGCCAGAUUCCAAACCACGCACAUGGCGGACGUCUAUACACAACCGACCCAGCCUGCAACUAUGUCGGCUACACCGACCUCGAUCCGAGCCUGCAUCAACCUUGCGUCUGCAUCGACCGAACAUCUCGCUGUACGACUAUGCCAGGCUACGAGCCAACAUAUUUCUUCACGGCAUCGACACCCGUCGCCUCGAGGGACACCUCCAAGCGACGCAUCAUUGUCGACGCGCCAUUGCGACGCCGUGGCCGACACUUCAUCGCCAAGGUCUUCAUCAACGUCGACUUCACCAACAUCUUCAUCAACACACCGCCGCCACCUUGUCCACAAGAUGGACACCUAGCGUCCUCUGACAGAAUUUUCUGCAAGACGCGACCACGACGACGGCAACGACCGCGUCACAACGAUGGCAUCGACCGCGUCAUCCACGACGGCACGACUGCAUCGACACGGCGACACUACAGUGACGACCCUACACGGUCACACGGUUCUGGCAAAACCGAUGUGUGCUCGAUGGGCUUCCUUCGGUCUUGGCAAAACCGGUGGACUCAUCACCGAUGGCACCCUCUGACAUCCACAAGGUGCAUCAUCCAUGUCUGCAGCUCUGUCAUAGCGCUUUUUUUUUGCGCCUCCGGCUCUGUGCGGCUUCAUCAUCCACGACGACUACAUCAUCGACCACGACUACAUCGACCACGGCUACAUCACCAUGAUCGGCUACAUCGACAUCAACAUUAAUGGCCUGCUCUACAGCAACACAUCGGCAACAACUCCAGUCAACAGCGUCCGCGUCGUCCACGCCACUCCCGCUGUGACUGCGGGAGGGAAUAGAGGAGAAGGCAGGAAGGCACCAAAAGGGGACGCAGUCACCGACCCAUCAGAGACGCAGUUGAUGAUGGCGCGGCGGAGAAGACGACGAAAGCACAAAAGUUCAAAUUCAGUCGUCAUCGUCCGCUUCACUCCCGCUACGACUGAGGUGGAAUGUUAGAAGUAUAAUUAUGUUUAAGUUAAAGAUUAGGAGUUAGAGAUAGGAUUGGUUUAAACCAUGUACGACUUGUCCCCUACUCCAAGUCUCUCUCCCUCCAUUGUACCUCUAUAUAUAUCCCUACACGGGUCAGAUCAAACAACACAUUA